GGGGGCGGCUCCAGCCCCGCCCCUCCCCUUCCUGCCCCCCAAGUUGGGGGUUCAAAAGGGGCUGCCCCAUAGCGGGGGGGGGGGGGGGAACGGGACCCACAGCGACCCAUAGCGACCCACAGCAUGCACAGAGCCAUCGGCAGCAUCGGGGGACGCCUCCUCCGCGCCCCACUGAGCAGAGGCCUUACCGGGGGUUCUGCCCCACACUUAUGGGGCGCAGAUUUGGCUUCGUUACCCCCUCCCGUCCGUCAGUUCGUGGAAGAAGGGAUCGAACUUUGCCAACCCAGCGACGUCCAUCUUUGCGAUGGCUCCAAAGAAGAAGGGGAAGCGCUCAUCGCUCUCCUGAGGGAACAGGGAGUCCUGCACCCCCUCCCCAAAUAUGACAAUUGCUGGCUGGCGCGGACGGACCCCCGGGACGUGGCGCGUGUGGAGAGCCGUACGGUGUUGGUGACGGAGCGGGAGAGGGAUUCGGUGCCCCCUGCGCCCCCCAACGGCGAACCCCAACUGGGGCGGUGGCUCAGCCCCAGCGCCAUGGCCGAGGCCCAGCGGCAGCGCUUCCCCGGCUGCAUGCGCGGCCGCCGGCUGUUUGUGAUCCCGUUCCGGAUGGGCCCCGCGGGCUCGGCGCUGGCGAGAGCCGCCGUCCAGCUCACCGACUCGGCCUACGUGGCGGCGUCCAUGCGCAUCAUGACCCGCGUCGGCUCCGACGUUCUCCCGGACCUCCGCCACGGAGACUUCGUCCGAUGCCUCCAUUCCGUGGGGCGCUCCCAGACGCACUCCGGUGACGCUCGGCGUCGGAGCGCGUGGCCGUGCGAUCCGGAGCGGACGCUGAUCGCUCACCUUCCGGAGGAGCUGCGCGUGGUCUCCUACGGCAGCGGCUACGGCGGCAAUUCCCUCCUGGGCAAGAAGUGCCUGGCGCUGCGCAUCGCCUCCCGCAUGGCCCGCGACCAGGGCUGGCUCGCCGAGCACAUGCUGAUCCUGGGCGUGACGUCUCCGAGCGGUCGGAAGCACUACGUGGCGGCCGCCUUCCCCAGCGCCUGCGGCAAAACCAACCUGGCCAUGAUGCGCCCGGCGCUGCCCGGCUGGAGCGUCCACUGCGUCGGCGACGACAUCGCCUGGAUGAAGUUCGACGACGACGGCGUCCUUCGCGCCAUCAACCCGGAGCGGGGUUUCUUCGGAGUGGCUCCGGGGACGUCGGAGCGCACCAACGCCGCCGCCAUGGCGGCCGUGCGCCGCGAUACGCUCUUCACCAACGUGGGGCUGCGCAGCGACGGAGCUCCGUUCUGGGAGGGACUCGAGGAUCAACUCUCGCCCGGAACCACUCUCACCGAUUGGCGCGGGCGCCCCUGGAGCCCCGGCUCCGCCCACCCCUGCGCUCACCCCAACUCUCGUUUCUGCUCUCCGGCCGCGAAUUGUCCAUCCAUGGAUCCAUCGUGGGAGGACCCUCGCGGUGUCCCCAUCGACGCCAUUAUCUUCGGAGGACGUCGUCCGGAAGGGGUCCCGUUGGUCUACGAGGCCUUCGGGUGGCAACAUGGCGUCUUCGUGGGCAGCGCCAUGAGGAGCGAAGCCACGGCGGCCGCCGAGCACACCGGCCGGCGCCUCCUCCACGACCCCUUUGCCAUGCGCCCUUUCUUCGGCUACAACGCCGGGCGUUACCUCUCGCAUUGGUUGUCCAUGUCCCACCGGAGCGGCGUCCGCCUGCCGCGUAUCUUCCACGUCAAUUGGUUCCUCCGUGACCCUUCGGGGCGAUUCCGUUGGCCGGGAUUCGGCCACAACGCUCGCGUCCUGGCUUGGAUCUGCAGUCGGGUGGAAGGAGAAGACAACGCCCGCGAGAUGCCCUUCGGUUUAAUCCCCCGCGAAGGAGCUUUGGAUCUCCGAGGACUUCCGGAGGUCUCCUACGAAGACCUUUUCCCGCUCGAUCGGAGCUUCUGGGAAGGUGAAAGCAAAGAGUUGAGGAGAUACUACGAAGAGAACUUUGGAGAAGACCUUCCGCGAGAGGUCCUGGAGGAGCUCGAGGCGUUGGAGGAGAGGAUCCGGAAGAUCUGAGGACCACCAGGAGAGCGCCGGGGGCCUUCGGGGGGCGCUUGGAGGGCAUCAGAGGGCUUCGAGGACCUCUUGGAGGGCUUCAAAGAGCUCUGUGGACCUCUUGAAGGUCAUCAAAGGGCUCUGUGGACCACUUGGAGGUCAUCAAAGAGGAUCAGUGACCACUUGGAGGUCAUCAAAGGGCUCUGUGGACCUCUUGGAGGUCAUCAAAGGGCUUUGUGGACCUCUUGGAGGUCAUCAAAGGGCUCUGUGGACCACUUUUGAGGGAA
Molecule: messenger RNA, 2309 nt
Organism: Cuculus canorus (common cuckoo)
Lineage: Eukaryota; Metazoa; Chordata; Aves; Cuculiformes; Cuculidae
Product: phosphoenolpyruvate carboxykinase [GTP], mitochondrial-like
Exons: 10
Coding region: 124-2043 (639 amino acids)
Biological process (GO): hepatocyte differentiation; gluconeogenesis; response to starvation
Cellular component (GO): cytosol
Molecular function (GO): GTP binding; manganese ion binding; phosphoenolpyruvate carboxykinase (GTP) activity
Source: RefSeq, a predicted model, not a curated record